AAGAAAAUUAAACUUAUUUUAAACAAAUUCAUUUUGCUAACUAGCAAGGAGCAACUUGGAGAUAGUGAAGAGAAAAUAGCGUAAAAUCACAGCCUUGUUUGUUAUCUAUAUUGCAUAUCAUUUUUGUUGACAAGAAGAAUAUCAACAAGCUAAAUAAGACGAAACAAUUUCAAGUGUUAUAGCUGAUUUGACCUGAAAUAUAAAGAGGAUACAAAGCCUUGCAGUGUUCUCUUCGACAACCGCAUCUACAUAUUUGAAAAAGACAUGGUCGUGAAAGAUUCCGACUUUAUUUGCGCUGAAUCAUCAUAUUUUAACGACGCAAUGUAUUCCGUUUCAGAAAGUAUGGAUAACUCUGCCACCCAUCUGGAAAAUAUACCAUCGGCUAAUUCCAUUCACAAUCGGCACAGCCCGUCGUUGGAUGAUAAGUCACCAGGCUAUUACUCAAGCUGCUCACCAACAGCCUUUCAAAGAUCUGGUUCCCAGUCUAGUUUAUCUUUAAGUCCUCACGACUACAACGGCGACUUACGCUCACCCACAAGACAAGAAGCACCUUUUUUUACAACACAUUCAACGUUAUUUGACCCAACAUCAGUAUCAAGUUCAUGUAUGAACAGUUAUCCUACACAAUCUUUUGGUAUGUUUGCCGCACCUGGCAAUGUUCAAGCCGUUGGAAAUAACAUUCCAGUAUCUAUCAUGAACAGUAUGGAUAUAAAACCCUCCUUAGAAAUCAAAGCAAGCGUUCAAACGCAUCCAUUUUACACGCAUGAGAUAAUACCACCCAUGGCUAACCAACUACCCAGUCCGAAUUCUCACCGACCAUCGAUUGCACCAUUAGGUAUUCCAAACAUGCCCUCUUUUCCUGGAUAUAGAGCCUACCCACAAGUAAAUGACAUUUUUGGACCAGCUAAACAAGAAUUUUAUAUGCAGUCACCUUUCUACCCUGGGUAUCCAAAUUACUGGUAUCUCAGACAACCGACCAAUCAAAUUCUUACGUGUAUGUGGAUAGACCAAACACCAUUUCCUAAAUCCAAGCCAUGCAACAAACAGUUCACAAUCAUGCAAGAUAUUGUCCGACACAUCAAUGACGAGCACAUUACUCGGCUUGACAACAACGAGUAUGUCUGCCACUGGCAAAACUGCAGCAGGAAUUUGCUCCCAUUCAAAGCUAAAUACAAGUUAGUUAAUCAUAUACGUGUGCAUACCGGCGAAAAACCUUUUCCAUGUCCUUUUCCGGGAUGCGGGAAGUUAUUCGCCCGGUCUGAAAAUUUGAAGAUUCAUAAGAGGACGCACACAGGUAAGAGAGCAGGAGAAAAGCCAUUCCCCUGUGAGUAUCCUAGUUGCGACCGACGUUUCGCAAAUUCCUCCGACAGAAAGAAACAUAUGCACGUGCAUUCAACUGAAAAGCCGUACAACUGUCGCACGAAAAAUUGCGUCAAAACAUUUAACCAAUCAAAUCCGUUAAGAAAAAAUAUUAAAAAUAUAAAUGAACUUCCACAAUGCGACGGAGCAUGCGCCGGCCCAUGUAACUCUACACACGAACCCGAUCCAAGGGUGUUCAGUCCGCCGUUGACACCGGAGAAAAGCAUACCGGACGACAAUUCAGAACUAACUCAAAAUUACAAUGACAUGAUAUCACUUCAAAACAACACGACACUUGACAAAAAUACCGUCUCAAAUGUUAUUAUUAAACAAGAAUUUGAGGAACUAAGUAACGAUAUACGACAACAACUGACGUCAAUAAAUGACGUUAAUUCACAUCAUUUAACGACGGGCAGUAAAAUCGACGACAAUUUAGUUCCGUCGGCACCUUGGUACGCAUGUGACGGACAUAUUUAAAAUUUAUCGCGCACGCGUUUUAGAGUUUUAUCCUGCAAGGUCGUCCAUAAAAAUGUCACAAACAAAGUAUAAUUCUACCUUGACAGCGUCAAAUUUUAUAACUAGACAUUAUUUUACAUUCAAUUGCCUUCUAACUUAUUUAAAACUUUAUAUUCUUUGUGUAUAUACGUUUCAAAUUUUAACAGAAUUUUUUUUAAUACUUUUUUGUAUUUUUUAUUUAAACUCUAAUAUUUACGGUACUCAAUUUUAAAG
This is a messenger RNA of Hydractinia symbiolongicarpus, 2088 nucleotides long. Its product is annotated as zinc finger protein ZIC 1-like. Bases 265 to 1836 code for a protein of 523 amino acids. Lineage: Eukaryota; Metazoa; Cnidaria; Hydrozoa; Anthoathecata; Hydractiniidae. Gene Ontology annotation, molecular function: DNA-binding transcription factor activity, RNA polymerase II-specific; RNA polymerase II cis-regulatory region sequence-specific DNA binding. The record is from RefSeq and is a predicted model, not a curated record. Gene Ontology annotation, biological process: central nervous system development; regulation of transcription by RNA polymerase II. Gene Ontology annotation, cellular component: nucleus. The transcript has 4 exons.